Messenger RNA from Tetranychus urticae (two-spotted spider mite), 1535 nucleotides. RefSeq lists its product as uncharacterized. NCBI's taxonomy places the organism in Eukaryota, Metazoa, Arthropoda, Arachnida, Trombidiformes, Tetranychidae. The record is from RefSeq and is a predicted model, not a curated record.
AUUUAUUGAUUGUGAAUCUCAAUCAUGAAGUUUCUUAUCACCAUUCACUUGACAACCUGGGUUGCUAUUAAACUAAUUUUAACCUGUGAUGGUCCACUGUUGGCCUCAGCUCAUGGUAUGUUGAUUAAACCAGCAGGUCGAGUAUCAGCUUGGCGUGUUGGCUAUAAAACACCAAUCAAUUACAAUGACAUGGAAAUGUGGUGCGGAGGAUUAGCAGCUAAACGAGCCAGUGGAGGGAAAUGCGGUGUUUGUGGUGAUCCUUUUAAUGGAACCCGAUCAAGUGAAGUACCGAACGGUCAAUGGGUAACCAAACCACCAACGCUCACUGGAGAUUAUGUUCAAGGUGAUUGGAUUAAUGUGACUGUUAACCUAACCGCUGCCCAUAAAGGAUAUUUUGUGUUCCGUUUGUGUCCAGCUGUGACUGAUGAGGUUGAAGUGACUCAAAAGUGUCUUAACCAAUAUCCAUUAGAGAUAGUAAAUGGGUCGCCUGGAAAUCGCUUCAAGUAUAAUUUAGGUAACCAAGGAUCAGGAAUGUACAACUUUACACUGAUUCUUCCUGGUAAUUUAACCUGUGCUCGAUGUGUGCUUCAAUGGGAUUAUACUUGUGGUAACCAAGGAACCACUGACAUGGAGAAUGAAACUUUCAGAGCCUGUGCUGAUAUCAGGAUAAAUAGAAAAGACGAUGAAAUGGACAAUGAAAUUGACGUGACUGAGAAACCGAAGAUAACCAAAGAUACUGUCAAUGACAAAUACGAAGCCAAAGAAACUGAAAAAUAUAAUUUUGAAGAUUAUGAAUCCUGGAAUCAAGCCUCAAAUUACAUUUAAAUAGUUCACUCAAUAUAAUUGACUAAACUUCAAGAUGAUGAUUAAGCUGUGCAACAUGUGUAAUAAUUUAAAGCUGAGUUUGUUGCAGUUCUUUAGAUUUCCUGAUGCCACAGACGGAUAAAACUGGAAAAACGGAAAAGAAAGUAAAGAGAUGGAACAAGAUUGAAUAAUUCAUUGUUUAAAUUUAUGUUGUUUAGAUUAUUUUUUUAUUGUAAACAAAAUGAUUUUGAAAAAGCUACAAUUAACACCUUUAAUAGCUGAUGAAGUUGUGUACAUUUUGUAUAAACGAGAGUUUGCUGUCGAGUGAAGAGUUUGGACUUCGUGGGUUUUUAGAAGCAGUGAACUGACUCCAUUAGUAUUAUCAAACGAUGGCUUCUCCGAUCGUCAUUUGCCGAGACCAAACUUGGAACUUGGAACUUCUUUCAUUAACUAGAUCAACUGGAAGUCGGCGUAGUCGUAGUUAUUGAAUACUAAUAAUAUUUUAAAUGUUUACUCAGUUUACUAUUGUUAAUCUUUGUUGUUUCACCAGCCACAUAAAUACCAUAAGAUGUGUGCUCUUUGGGAUUCGUCAAGAAAACACUGUUUUGUGUUUUAUAGUAAAACAAUGAAUCAUGUUUUGGUGUUCUAAAUGAAUUCGUCAUAACAAUUAAAAGGCAAAAUUGAAAGAUCCAUAUUGGAAGCUGAAUAAACAUGACAAAUUUUUGACAGAA